GGGGGAGAGGAGCGGGGUGGCGAGCGGAGUGCAGGGCCGGGAAUGCCCGCGGCGCGGGGCCGCAACAGCCCGCUGGCCGCGUCCGGGCGAUGGCUCUCCGUCUGGUCUCCGAUUUCGACCUCCGGAAGGACGUGCUACCGUGGCUGCGGGCUCAGCGGGCGACGUCAGCGGCCGCCGGGGCCGGAGGCGGCGGCCCAGGUGUUUUAGAAAAUAACUAUGAAAGCUUACGUAUACUAAAUGUUGAAAGAAAUGGAAAUAUUAUUUAUACCUAUAAGGACAAAAAGGGAAAUGUCUUCUUUGGAUUAUAUGACUGCCAGACCAGACAAAAUGAGCAUCUCUAUACAUUUGAAAAAGACUUGCACGUUGUCAGCUGCUCUGUCAACAGUGAGAGAACUUUGCUUGCUGUAAGUUUAGUUCAUUCUACCAAAGAAGGAAGAAAGAAUGAGCUUCAACCAGGAUCAAAGUGUUUAACUUUGUUGGUUGAAAUCCACCCUGUUAACAAUGUGAAGGUUCUAAAAGCAGUGGAUAGCUACAUUUGGGUGCAGUUUCUCUACCCCAAUGUGGAAAGUCACCCUCUUCCAGAGAACCAUCUGUUGCUGAUUUCAGAAGAGAAAUAUAUUGAAAAGUUUCAUAUCCAAGCCAUCCAAGAAGAUGGAAAUAGAGUGGUAAUUAAGGACUCUGGUCAUCUCCCGAGAGAGAGAGUAGCUGAGGAGUUUGUUUGGGCUCAAUGGGAUAUGUCGGAGCAGAGAUUAUACUACAUUGACCUAAAGAAAUCAAGGAGUAUUUUAAAAUGCAUCCAGUUUUCUGCUAAUGAGAAGUUUAACUUAAUGUUUGAAGCACCCUUGGAUAUAACAUUAAGUGACUCAGGAUUUAAACUUGUAAACUUUGGAUGUGAUGAUCUUCAAGACCAAGAGAACUUAUCAAAACACCUGACCCUGUGCGUCUUUACCAACCAUACAGGAAGUUUGUGUGUGUGUUAUGGUCCGAAGUUUGACUCUUGGGAAAAAAUCACAUAUUCAGUGUUUUACUUCCAUAAAGGGCACAGCAAGACCUUCACUGUUGCUCUUGGGAGUGUUGACUCACAGUUGACAAAGGGCCUUACUUUUCUCAACCUUGACUAUUAUGUGGCUGUUUACUUACCUGGUCAUUUUUUUCAUCUACUUAACAUUCAACAUCCAGACCUAAUCUGCCACAGUUUGUUUCUGACAGGAAACAGUGAAGUGGUUGAUAUGCUACCUCAUAGUCCUUUACAAUCACUGUCAGGGUCUCUGGUACUGGAUUGGUGUUCUGGAAAGCUCUACAGGGCACUCCUCAACCAGUCAUAUUUAUUACAGUUCCUAUGGAACACCCCGCUAGACUGUGAGAAGAUGGCCGUGUUGCACUGUGUGCUCUCCUGCGGCGGAGACCCCCGGGUCCUGGAAGCCAAGAUUAUUCAGUGGAUUUCUGAGAAUAUCUCUGCCUGCCAUUCAUUUGACCUCAUUCAGGAAUUUAUAAUUGCUUCUUCCUAUUGGAGCAUAUGUCCAGAGACCAGUAACAUGGAUAAACUUUUGCCAUAUUCCUCAGUGCUCACUUGGAAAACAGAAAUUCCUGGAAUAACCCUUGUGACAGAAGAGAUCGCAUUGCCUUUCAUGAAGGUGCAUAGUUUUAAGGGCUACUGGGAAAAACUGAACUCCAACCUGGAAUAUGUUAAGUACUCCAAGCCACACUUGCACUAUAACAACAGCAUGGUCAGGAGAGAAUGGCACAGCCUGAUCUCAGAAGAGAAAGCGGGAAGAAGAAGAUCCAUGGUAUAUGUGAGGAAUAUUCUUGAUAAUGCAGCAAAGGUGAUUUCUAACCUAGGAGCAAGGAAUUUGGAGCCAAGGUUAACACAUCUCUUCCAGGAGGAGGACAUCCACCAGAGGCUGCUUAUGGGUCUGAUGGUGUCUGAGCUAAAAGACCAUCUUCUGAGACACCUACAGGGUGUAGAAAAGAAGAAAAUUGAACAGAUGGUUCUGGACUACGUUUCAAAACUGGUUGGUUUUGAUUUUUUGUUCCCUAUCCUGCUGCCCCCACCUUACCGCCCCCCCCCCAGUAUCAGCGGGCGGGCCAGUGCAGCUGAAUUUACAGUCUUUCACAUCAUGACCAGGAUUCUGGAAGCUACCAAGAGUUUGUUUUUACCGCUGCCUCCUGGUUUUCACACUCUACACACCAUCCUGGGUGUCCACUGUCUCCCUUUGCACAACCUGCUGCGUUACAUUGACAGCGGAGUGUUGCUUCUCACCGAAACAGCUGUCACACGGCUCAUGAAAGAUCUGGACAAUACAGAGAAAAAUGAAAGACUAAAAUUCAGCAUCAUUGUGCGGCUUCCCCCGCUUAUCGGUGAGAAGAUCUGUCGACUUUGGGAUCAUCCUAUGAGUUCUAACAUUAUUUCCCGGAACCACGUGAAGAGACUGCUGCAGGACUAUAAGGGAAAGCCCCCGAGUUCUGUGAUUGACAAGUCAUCAUUCAGUGUGGAAUUUCUGCCUCUGAACUACUUCAUUGAAAUACUGACAGAUAUAGAAUCCUCUCAUCAAGCCCUGUAUACUUUUGAAGGACAUGACAAUGUGGAUGCAAAAUUCGUAGAGGAAGCAGCUCUGAAGCACACCAUGAUGCUUCUCGGCUUGUAAAAGAGAAAACGCAAUCAUCGUGCCUCCCACACUUUAACCUUGCUCACUAGCUUGACCUCCGUCAAGAAUCCUUUACCAGUGUUUAAAAUCCAGUAUUUAAAAUUGGUAACCAAAAUCAGAAUACACCAUCGAGCCAUCUGACUUUAAGUCUGGCACUUACUUGUUCAGACAGAACCGAACUGCUGUGCCUCAUCCCAGGUUUGAACGGCAGACAAGUGGUCACGUGUGGGAGCGUGACGGACAGUCCCAGGAGGCACGCGGUGUCACCAGUGAUGCUCUUCCCUCCUGGCUUACCUUCCCAGUGGCUUCCUAGACCAAAAGCUAGUUUCUGUUGCGCUCUGAAAUAAAAUAUGCUUUAAAAAAUGUAGGGAACAGUGCGUAGAAAAACAAACUAGAACUUGAAAAUAACAUAAGGCAAGCGGAAAAUUUAAAUGUUAUAUAAGAACUGUAUUUGGAAAGAGGAUCCUCUUUAAUGAACUGAAUUUGGACCAGGUCAAAUCUGCUAUUUCUAGAAGAGAAUAAGUUGUUACAUACAGCAGUGUAUACAUACAGUGUUUAGAGUAGGAUUUGUUUUUGUAAUCGUUCAGAUGGAACUGUAUUUAAUGUUAAAGUUUUUUGUAUUUAUAAAAGUUUGAUUUAGUAAUAUCUUGCCAUUAAAAUAAGAACACUGAA
Molecule: messenger RNA, 3317 nt
Organism: Suricata suricatta (meerkat)
Lineage: Eukaryota; Metazoa; Chordata; Mammalia; Carnivora; Herpestidae
Gene: GSAP
Product: gamma-secretase activating protein
Exons: 30
Coding region: 90-2645 (851 amino acids)
Biological process (GO): positive regulation of amyloid-beta formation
Cellular component (GO): trans-Golgi network
Source: RefSeq, a predicted model, not a curated record